This is a messenger RNA of Otolemur garnettii (small-eared galago), 1584 nucleotides long. It is a transcript of the gene PDIA2, whose product is annotated as protein disulfide isomerase family A member 2. The coding region runs from base 1 to 1584 and encodes 527 amino acids. NCBI's taxonomy places the organism in Eukaryota, Metazoa, Chordata, Mammalia, Primates, Galagidae. Gene Ontology annotation, molecular function: protein disulfide isomerase activity. The transcript has 11 exons. Gene Ontology annotation, biological process: protein folding; response to endoplasmic reticulum stress. Gene Ontology annotation, cellular component: endoplasmic reticulum. The record is from RefSeq and is a predicted model, not a curated record.
AUGGAUGGCCAGCUCCUGCCUGUGCUGCUGCUGCUGCUGCUGCUGCUGCUCGGGAACUCAGGCCCUGGGGGAUGGGGACAUGGGCCUGAGAGUCCCUCAGAGGAACUCCCUGAGGAGGAGGUGCCCAGGGAGGAUGGGAUCUUGGCACUGAGCCGCCACACUUUGGGCCUGGCCCUGCGGGAGCACCCCGCACUGCUAGUGGAGUUCUAUGCCCCGUGGUGUGGGCACUGCAAGGCGCUGGCCCCCGAGUACAGCAAGGCAGCUGCCCUGCUAGCAGAGAAGUCGAUCCCAGCCACGUUGGCCAAGGUGGAUGGGCCUGCUGAGCCAGAGCUGACUGAGGAAUUUGGUGUGACAAGCUACCCCACGCUUAAGUUCUUCCAUGAUGGGAACCGCACGCACCCAGAGGAAUACACAGGACCCCGAGAAGCUGAGGCCAUCACUGAGUGGCUGAGAAGGCGGGUGGGGCCCAGUGCUACUCUGUUGAAAGACGAGGCGGGCGUCCAGGUGCUAGCAGGUACCCAGGAUGUGGUGGUCAUUGGCUUCUUCCAGGACCUGCAGGACAAGGAUGCAGCCACCUUCUUGGCCCUGGCCCAGGAUGCCCUGGACAUGACCUUUGGCCUCACUGACCAGCCGCAGCUCUUCCAAAAGUUUAACCUUACCAAGGACACUGUGGUCCUCCUCAAGAAGUUUGACGAGGGAAGAGCAGACUUCCCAGUGGACAAGGAGCUUGGCCUGGACCCAGGGGACCUAUCUCGCUUUCUUGUUACACACAGCAUGCACCUGGUCACUGAAUUCAACAGCCAGACGUCCUCUAGGAUUUUCGCUGCCAGGAUCCUCAAUCACCUGCUGCUGUUUGUCAACCAGUCACUUGCUGCACACAGGGAGCUCCUGGCAGACUUCCGGGAGGCGGCUCCCCCCUUCCGGGGGCAGGUGCUGUUCGUGGUGGUGGACGUGGCUGGGGACAAUGACCACGUGCUACAAUACUUUGGCCUCAAGGCCGAGGCAGCCCCUACCCUGCGCUUAGUCAACAUUGAAACCACCAAGAAGUACGCUCCCACAGACGAGGAGCCUAUCACUGCAGCUGCUGUCACUGCCUUCUGCCACACAGUCCUCAAUGGUCAAGUCAAGCCCUAUCUUCUGAGCCAGGAGGUCCCCUCCGACUGGGACCAACGGCCAGUUAAGACUCUCGUGAGCAAGAAUUUCGAGCAGGUGGCUUUCGACGAAACCAAGAAUGUGUUUGUCAAGUUCUAUGCCCCGUGGUGUACCCACUGCAAGGAGAUGGCCCCAGCCUGGGAGGCUUUGGCUGAGAAGUACAAAGAACACGAGGACAUCAUCAUUGCUGAGCUGGAUGCCACAGCCAAUGAGCUGGAAGGACUUCCUGUGCACGGCUUCCCCACCCUCAAGUAUUUCCCGGCAGGGCCGGGGAGGAAGGUGAUUGAAUACAAAAGCACCAGGGACCUGGAGACCUUGUCCAAGUUCCUUGACAAUGGAGGCGAGCUGCCUGUAGAACCCACAGAGAAGCCAGUGACUCCCUUCCCGGAGUCACCAGCUAACGCCACUGUGGGGUCUAAGGAGGAGUUAUAG